AUGGUGCCAACAGUUAACCGGGAGACACCUACUAGUUGUGGGACUACUGGAGGCUGCAAUGAAGCAGCAGGCACGGGGAAUUCCGGGGUAACCGAAGAACGCAGAGUGCUUCGCUCCAAAUACCUCACCGUUAAGAAUCGGAUUAGCAAUGAGAGAGAUGAUAUUUCAAAGGUUGACUCAGAUAAGUUCAAAUCAAUAAUUGAAGAAGUUGAUGGCUUGCAACAGCUUGUAACAAAACCCAGGGAACAAGUUGCAGAUGUGGAAGCCCUGUUUGACAUUGCUAACACCUUGGUGGACCAAAUAGUUGAUGCAACUUCAUUACAAUGGAAAGAAAUUGGCCUAGCAGUCUCUCAUGUUUUCAGGGGUGCUUCUGGUAUUUGUACAACGAUUGGGCCUAUGAAUACCGAAGUGAAGCCAUGUAAGCAAGUUACUCGUAAAAAGCGUGGAAGGCCAACUCAAAGCUCUCUGCCUGAAGAGCUUGAUGAAUCUGCUACAGAGGGAAAAACAGACACUGAUAAAAAUAUGGCCACAGUGUUUAAUAUUCUAAGGAAAAAUAGGAAGGUCAAUCUUCAAACUUUAAUAUUAAACAGGAAUUCCUUUGCACAAACUGUGGAAAAUUUGUUUGCCCUCUCCUUUCUCAUUAAAGAUGGGCGGGCUGAAAUAACAGUGGGGGAAAAAGGCUGUCAUCUAGUUUCCCCAAAGAAUGCCCCUGGUGCCAAUGCCAUUCUAUCUGGAGAAGUCUCUUACAGCCAUUUUUCUUUCAGAUUUGACUUUGGAGAUUGGAAGUUAAUGUUGGCUUCCAUUGAGGAUGGCGAGGAACUAAUGCCACACAGGGACAAGGUGAACGUGCAACCAAAUUCAGAUUCUGUAGAAGCUCAAGCAAUAAAUCCUACAACACCCAUAAAGAAAUUGUCCAGGAACUGA
Molecule: messenger RNA, 924 nt
Organism: Fraxinus pennsylvanica
Lineage: Eukaryota; Viridiplantae; Streptophyta; Magnoliopsida; Lamiales; Oleaceae
Source: the annotation of a GenBank genome assembly